Molecule: messenger RNA, 7684 nt
Organism: Zychaea mexicana
Lineage: Eukaryota; Fungi; Mucoromycota; Mucoromycetes; Mucorales; Lichtheimiaceae
Exons: 21
Coding region: 155-7276 (2373 amino acids)
Biological process (GO): phosphorelay signal transduction system; protein phosphorylation
Molecular function (GO): ATP binding; protein binding; phosphorelay sensor kinase activity
Source: RefSeq, a predicted model, not a curated record
GCGUGCAGGAAAUGACGACAUACCCAAAAUAACACGUAAGGAUAGAUGAAUCAACCGUGAGACUAAUAGCGUCAGAUUUUCUUUUGUUUCCUCUUCUCUUUAUUCUCAUUUACUACUUCUGCAUUAUCGAAAAAACAGUCAAGAAAUACUCAAAAUGUCUGCUGAUUCUGCUGAUGGAUCAGUCACAUUUUCGCGAGAAGGAAGUGCUGCUACGGAUAGUACGACACUAGCACCAUCUUUUACCAGGAUACAAGUUCCAGGCUACUAUUUUACAGACUUCAUCAUAUUCAGUUUGUCAUAUAACGAAAAAAUUCGUGUGGUUCAUGGCUACAAGACAUCGAGCCAGAAAUCAAUUGUUGGAAAGGUUGCAAAAAGCUCGCGCUACUUGGAGCGGGAGUUUUACCUAAUGAAAAAACUUUAUCAGUUUGACGAGGGUCCUUCCUAUAUUGUGCAACCACUUGAUUGUGUCAACCUUUCCAAUGGAUCAUGUGUGGCAAUUUAUGCAGACGAGGGUCACGAGUACUCUUCAGAUGCCGCCGCAGCUGUCGGUUACAGUGGCACAAGCACGCGUUCAUCCCUCGCAAGUGCCAGCACCUACACUGUUCGUCCGUCAGCACGCGUUGCUGACUCUUCAACAAGACACAACACUGAGUAUCAUGCAUCACUCGACAACAAAAUCAAUAGCAGUGAGCGCGACAAUAGCGGCGCCAACUCAAAGAUGGCAUUGGAGAUUAUGGCCACGCGGGAUACGGCACCGACUUACGAUUUAGUCACCUUUCUGCGAUUCGCCAUUAAAGCAGCCGACUGUAUUGCAUUCAUUCACCGACAAAACUUUCACCAUGGUGGCAUUCAACUCCAAUCAUUUCAGUGGAGCGGUCAGGAUACGGACCCUGUCAAAUUGUGGAACUUCAGCAUCGAUUUCAAAUCCUUGAGCACCUACUUGACGACGGAAUGGCGCAAAAUGUCACAAGACAGGACGCUGGUACAUAUGCUCGAAAAUCUGCUUGUCUAUGUCAGUCCUGAAAAAACCGGCCGCACGGCGUAUAUUUCGGAUCAUCGCUCGGAUAUAUACUCGCUCGGUAUCGUUUUCUUUGUCUUGCUGACUACCAGAAAUCCGUUCGAUGGCGGUCCAUUGGACAUUGUCAAUGGGAUGCUGAGCCGCAAAGUUCCACUGGUUCACGAGCUGCAGCUGGAAGUGCCAAAGAUGCUAUCAUAUAUCAUCGAGAAGAUGACAAAUAAGGCACCCGAUGACCGCUAUAACAGCGCUCGUGGAGUGCAAGCCGAUUUACAAGAGUGCCUCAAGCAGAUUUUGCAAGAAGAGACUAACGUCGGGGGGGAUAUUGUUACUGAUUUCCCAUUAGCACAACACGAUGUCGCAUCUAUUUUUACUCUUCCCAAGAUCGUAUAUGGCAGAAAAUCUACCAUUACAAAAAUGAACGAUAUUAUCGAACAAUAUGCCACUCUGUACAAGGCCAGUCGAAUAUAUGCGCGACAUGGGAAACAAGCAUCAUCGUAUAACUCUAGUGCAGCUUUCACAUCACAAACCUCAAGCUCUAUGGAUACCCGUGAAAGCCUUACAGAAGAGUCUACGAGCGAAUACUCUACAGAGGAAAGCAGCAGCCAGCAUGACAACCGGUCAACAGGAGAUUCGCACGAAAGUUUUUGCAGCGGCUUUAUUGGAAGCGAAGUCUCUUCUGCGCCUAGCAGCAUGCGAGUGGGUGACCUGUGGCGUACAACAAAAAAUAUGACGGUCAUUGUGAGCUUGCGCGGACCAGCCGGCAUUGGAAAAUCGACAUUGCUGAAUGCUGUACAUGCUACUGCCAGGGAAAAGGGCUACAUGGCAAGCAUAAAGUUCGAUGCGACACAUAUGAUGCCAUACAGUGGUGUAUUUGAAGCCCUCUCUCAACUUCUGCAGCAAAUCUUGAGCGAGCCUGAGGAAUAUACGAAGCGUUUCAUUGAGCAUAUGAAAAAGUGUCUUGGCGCUCAUCUCUGCAACAUCCAUUUAUUUACUGAAUACGUCCCCGAGCUGCGCUCAUUGUUUGACACCAUUACCUUGAAAGAUAAUCAAAACAUUACCGACGGUUAUGUCAACAUGGCACAUACAGAAGCGCGCAAGAGAUUCCAGGCGCUGUUUAUUGCAAUGUUUCGCGCCUUCACGAACUGGGGAAUGGUUACUCUGUUUUUGGAUGAUCUGCAUCACUCAGAUGUCAACUCGUUGGAGCUCUUGGGGCUUCUUAUGGCCUCGAAAAUCAAAAUCUUGGCAUUCAUCUCCUAUCGUGAACAAGAAGUCAGUCCAAAGCUCGCUCAAGUGCUCUCAGAAGGUGCCUCCAAUAUCCAAUCGAUAAAAGCUGAUGCAUUCGACAUAAACUCCACCAUCGAGUUUUUAAGCGACACAUUGCACCGUCACAAAAAUGGUACGGGUCAAGAAGCGCUGAAGCCUCUUGCUGACGUACUCAUGCAGAAAACCAACGGCAUUCCCUUUUAUGUGUCGCGGUUUAUACAGACGAUGGAGCGCAAGAAAUUGAUAUUUUUCAACUGGAAUACGAGUCAAUGGGACUUUAAUUUCGAAGCUAUUCGACGCGAAGCAGAAUCAAGAUUGCAAGUCAAAGGCGACGGUAAAUUUGAUGUGUGUUUUAUGGUGGGUCGAUUGCGCGAGCUUCCGGCUAGUUGUCAAGAGCUGCUGAAAUGGGCAUCGUUUCUUGGUGAUACGUUUUCGUGGAGCACUCUCAAGAAUGUGAUGCGCAAUUAUAACGAGGACGAAACGACGAAAGUAGAGCAGAUUUCCCACAUUACAAAAGAUUGGCCGUCAACAUCCUUGCCGGAACAGCACAAACCAGAAAUACUUUCUACACCAUCGUCGAAUUCUCUACCAACAUUCUCGGAUACCAAACUGAAAUCAAGCUCCCACAGCAACAAGAAGGCAUAUCACCACACAGCAAGUGAUGGCCUGGCGAUCGCGCUGCAAGAGGAAUACUUUGUGCCACUCGGUCCAGACGAAUAUAAGUGGAGCCAUGAUCGAGUAGCACAGGCCGCAGGCGAGUUAACAAGUGCUGAGAUGCGUGGCAAAAUGCAUUUGAUUAUUGCGCGAUAUAUGAUGAAAGAUCAUUCUGCCAAUACGUUUUUAGUCGCUAGCCACUUGAUGAAAUGCAUCAAUAAUGCCAAGGCGGCGCCAGACAGAGAAGCUUUUCGAAGUGUGUUGAUUGAAGCUGCCAAUCGAAAUCAGCUGUCCGGAACACACGAUGUAGCAUUUGCAAACUACGAAGCUGCUAUAGAGCUUGCUGACCACGACAUUGAAUGGAACGACACAAACUAUACCGAGACGCUGAGCCUGUACACAAACAGCGCUGCUCUUUCUUGGAUCGUUGGCGGACAUCACGACCGUACCGAAAAGCUACUGGAGUCAAUAUUCCACAACUCACGCGACCCAAUUGACCGCCUGAAUGCGUACCGCGUGCAGUCAAAGUAUUUUUUUGGAUGUCAAAAACCUGAAGAGGGUAAACAAACGCUUCUCCACUGUCUUGAAGAGCUUGGCUUUGAGUCUACUCCAUCGACGGUUAAUGAAGACUUGCAACGCCACACGGAUCAAGAUAUACGGCAGCAGAUCAAGGGCGUAGGAAAGGAUAUCAUUCUGAACAUAAAGUUAUGCAGCGAUCCGUUGAUAAUUGGCAUUAUGACGGUCUUUGAUGAACUAUGCACAUGUGCGUUUUGGACUGGCCAAACGACCGAGAUGUACUACUACGGUAUGCAAAUUCUCAAAAUGACGUUAGAAAACGGAAUGUGUGCAGCCUCGGUUGCUGGCUUCAAUUUUGCCGCGCUUCGAUAUGCCCUCUUGUACAAGGACUAUGAGUUUGCAGAGUGCCUUGGAUCUAUUGCGCUCGCUUUGUUGGGAAAAGUGGGAAGCAAUUACAUACAAGGAAGAGCAUACUUUCAAAAUGCUAUACUGGUCCUACGUUGGAGACACCAUUAUCGAGAAGCCCUGGACUACUUUGAAACGGGAGCACGCCUUUCGUUAUCAGCAGGUGAUCGAAUCUACGCCAGUCUGCACCGUUCAUACCAUUUGCUAAUACGUCUUGGAAUGACUGAGGACAUUGCCGACAUUUUAGUCGAGGCCGAAAGCUGUUACGAAGAUGCCAACAUAUGGUCAGCUUCUGGAGAAAGCAAUAUGCUGAUAAUGUGUUUCAUCCGCCUUUGCAAGGCUCUACAAGGGCGAACAUAUACCGAUACGCCGGAAGUCUUUGAUGGUGACGACGGGUUCGAUGAUGCGCACUUUGUCAAGGCAAGCUGCCAGCAAAGCUCUAGUCCUGCUUUAGCUAUGGGCUGGUAUAGCACGUUCAAGAUGCUUGCUCAAGUACUAUAUGGACAUUGCGACGCAGCCGUAGAGACUGGAUAUAGUGUCAUAGCCGCGAUCCAUCAACACAUUUGCCAGAGAUAUUCGCGGAUUAUGAUCAUGUACUUUUCGCUCGCGCUUGUUGAAAAGGUCCGACAAAAGAGCUUGGAUUCUGAGGAACGAGCGAAGCAUAUUGCCCAGUUGCGCGAGAACCAGCAGAUCCUUAACGAGUGGGCAAGCGGCUAUGCAAGAGUCAACAAUGCAAUGUUUGGGUCAUUCAUCGCAGCAGAGAUGGCGUCUUCCGUCGAUGACCAACCUGAUAUAUUACGUGCUUGCCGUCUCUAUGAAGAAACGAUCAACCUUGCCCGGGAUGGAGAGUGGUGCUUUCAUAUGUGUAUUGCUCAGGAGUAUGCUGGUGCGUUUUAUCUACGCAACGGUAUGGGAAAUAUUGCUUGCGUAUUUUUAAAGAAGGCGAUUGAUCUCUAUACGAGACAAGGAUCGUAUGGCAUAGUUCAACAUCUUCUCGUCAAAUACGCGGAUGUUUUCAACUCUUUCAGCGAUUCAAGGGAGCAGCAUCAUAUAGGUGUACAAACCGACCUUUAUCCAUUCCUGGCCACGCAUACUUGCUGGAGCAAUCAAUCGCCGGAAGAUUUUGCUACACACGGCACGCUUGAUAGUAAUAGUGAGGAUGAAUUCUCUACCUCAGCACCGCAACCUACAAUGGAGCAAAUGCUGAGCCAGCUCGAUAUCCUUGACUUUGCAUCCAUUCUCAAAAGUUCGCAUCUUGUUUCUUCGUCAGAAACCGAGUUGCAGAACUUAUUCUCAUCAUUCUUGACGAUUAUAUUCGAGAGUGUAGGCGCUGAAUGUGGCAGCAUCAUUAUCAAGGAUGGAUCAUUUGGUAUCUGGGCAUAUGGUAGCCAGGGCGCAGAAAUCAAAAUAUUUGAUCCACCUUUGUCGCUAUCUUCUGUUGGAGAAGAUAGUAACAACGAAGAGCUAAUACCCACACGGAUCAUCCAUCACACCAUCAACAUGGAGAAACCAGUGUUUGUACGCAAUGUUGAAGAGGAUCCACGAUUUGCAACUGGCCAAUGGUUUUCUCGAAACGGCAAACGUACUGUCGUAUGCAUACCCAUCAAAACCAAAGACGCGCUUACUGGAUGUCUGAUUAUCGAAGGUGCAGUCGGGAUUUUCAACCAACGACAUGUGACGCUCUUGAGCUUGCUAUGCCAGCAACUUGGAAUUUCGAUUGCCAACGCUUUCUUGUUCAAGUCGGUUCAGCGCGUUACAAGGGCAAAUAUGAGAAUGAUUGAAAAUCAAAAGCAAGCUCUGGAAGAAGCUCGAAUCAGCAAGGAAGAGGCUGUUCGUGCAACACAACUGCGCGAAAUCUUUUUGGCAAACAUGAGCCAUGAGAUCCGUACACCUUUCUCUGGAUUUUACGGAAUGAUCACACUGCUUUCCGAAACAAGUUUGGAUAACGAGCAACAUGACCUUGUCAAAACAGCCAAGAAGUCCUGUGAAGUGCUGCUGCAAAUUAUCGAUGAUUUGUUGAACUUUUCCAAAUUACAGGCCGGCAAAGUGAAGUUGGACAUGACGCCUGUCGUGAUAGAGGAGCUCGUGGCCGAUGUGAUUGAGAUUUUAAUUUCCAUAGCGUUGAAAAAACAACUCGCCGUCAGCUAUUCGAUCGCCCGUGAUGUACCAUCUGUUGCAGUGGCGGACGCAAACCGUCUUCGACAAGUUUUGAUGAAUUUGCUAGGCAACGCCAUCAAAUUCACGCAUACGGGAACGAUUGAAUUAUUGUGCUCAGUUGAAAAACCAACAGCUGACGGCACUAGUUCCUCCGAGGACAGCGAUAGUAUCACGUUGAUGUUCCAAGUGGUCGAUACCGGUAUUGGCAUCAGUGACGAGCAACUCAAGGCUCUAUUCGUGCCGUUUUCUCAGGUGGAUGGCAGUACCACGAGGAAAUAUGGUGGUACAGGCCUUGGACUUUCUAUCUGCCAUCAACUGGUCACGCUCAUGUCAGGAAACAUUGGUGUUACAAGCAAACCCAAUGAAGGAUCCAAUUUCCAUUUUACUGUCAAGGCCAAACCAGCUAUUGAACAGUCAAAAGCACGCGAUGAACGUACCACUGCCAUGCUGAACGAGCUAAAACAGACACGUAUCUUAGUCGCAAGCAAGCAUGUAUCCACGUCACGUAUGAUCCAGCAACUACUACCUGGCAUCCAAGUCGAUAGUGCCAACACCAUCGAAGAGCUACGUAUGCACGAGUGCAACGAAUAUACGGUUGUUAUUAUCGGGGUGCUUCUGCUUAACGAUCCACGAUUUUCAGAAUGGUCCGCUCACUUGGAGAAAGCUGUGGAAAUGGCACGUACCGUAGUGGCUAUGAACUACCCAAGCACCGCAUUUAUCGCAUCUGGACCCCAACAAGAUUCAGAGGGAUCAGCCCGGUCAGUGAUCAAGAGCCCAGUUAUACCUGUGCCCAAGGACCCUCUUGGAAGACAAGCUCUCAUACGCAUCACAUAUCCUGCACGUAGCCAUAGGCUGCUACAAAUUUUGGUGGAUGCAAUCCAUGAAGAUGGGAAUGCUUCCAGUGAAAGCUCUAGCCAACAAGCAGACGCCUCAUCGUCGAAAGCAACACCACCAUCGAAACGCUGCAAAAGUAACGAGAAGAGAGAGUCGAUUACACUUGAGGAACGACUUAUGUUUGGCUCAAUGCACAUUCUUGUUGCAGAAGAUAAUCCCGUCGCGCAAAAAUUGCUCUUCAAGCAACUGACCCGACUCGGCUUCCAAGUGGAUUGCGCAGAUAACGGCUUGGACGCAGUUGCAGCAUGGACCAGUCAUCCUGUGGGCUAUUACAAGCUUUCAUUCUUUGAUUGCCACAUGCCAAAGGUUACAAAAGAAAAAUACUGCUAUCUUAUGCUUAUCAGUGGAAAUAUAGUCUCAUAUCUCUAACAAUGAUGCCCACAUAUGUAGUGUGAUGGUGUGGAAGCCACCAAACAAGUGCGUCGAAUGGAAGUGGAGAGACAAUCUCAUAUUCGACUUCCAAUUUUUGCCUUGACUGCCGAUGUGCAGGACGCCUCGCGCGAUGUUUGCUUUCACGCCGGAAUGGAUGGAUAUCUCACAAAGCCUUUGAAUCAAAAAGUACUUGUUGAAACUUUGCGUCGUCAUUGCAAACCUACCUGACCAAAGUGAAUGUUAUUCACCCGUCUCCAACCUCUGCUCUAUCCCCCCUCCACCCCUAAUUUUGCGACUUGUACAUAAGUUUGAGUGAUAAUUUAGCUUUACACGACAUAAAUAGCAUAGCCAACAAAAACAAAACGAAACUAUUAAAAACAUUUUGCUCAUAAUAAAUACUGCUUG